UUGUUAUCUAAGUGGUGAGAAUGAGCAUAUUAGUUUGUCAUGAAUAACAAAAAUCCUUAGUAUAAAAAUGCUCAGGAAUUUCACUUCCAUACUUUUGAGGGCUGACUUUGAUAAUUCGUUCUUCUUCUUUCCUUUCCUUUUUCCAUUAUAGGUGGCUAGUUGAUUCAACUAAGCUUGUUUUUUCUUUUCAUGGUUUUUCUUAUUGGACCGGGAGAGAAUGAAGAAAAAUCCCAUGAAGCUGCACUCAUCCAUUGCUGCACUUUCUUCCCUUUUCUUCACAAUAUCCGUCUUCUCGCCUGUUUUAGCCGACCUCAAAUCUGAUAGACAAGCUCUCCUUAACUUUUCAGCCUCCAUCAUUCAUACCAAAAGACUCAACUGGAAUGCUUCUACACCAGUUUGUUCCUCUUGGAUUGGAGUCACUUGUAAUGCAAAAGGAACUCGAGUCGUUUCCAUACGACUUCCCGGUAUUGGACUUGCUGGAUCCAUCCCAGCCAAUAGUAUAGGAAAGCUUCAUGCUUUAAGGGAUUUGAGCCUUCGUUCCAACCUCCUCAAUGGAAAUCUUCCUUCUGACAUUCCCUCUAUUCCUUCUCUCCAAUUUCUGUACCUUCAACGAAACAACUUCUCCGGUGAACUUCCUUCCACUUUCUCACACAAACUGGUAGUGUUUGAUUUGUCCUCAAACUCCAUUUCAGGAAACAUUCCAACCACAAUUCAGAAUCUGACUCGACUAGCCAAACUAAAGCUCCAAAACAAUUCUAUCUCUGGAGCCAUCCCGAAUCUCAAUCUCCCUAGGCUGAAGCUUUUGAAUUUGAGCUAUAACAAUCUCAAUGGCUCAAUUCCAAAUUCCCUCCAAAAAUAUCCAUAUUCUUCAUUUGUUGGAAAUUCUCUUUUGUGUGGGCCGCCUUUAAAUCCUUGUUACACAACCCCUUCCCCUUCUCCAACUGCUUUUCCUGCUUCCUCGCCAACAAUUGUCCAAAACCAAAAUGCUAAACGAAAGAGAAAACUGGGAGUUGAUUCCAUCAUUGCGCUGGCAAUAGGGAUCUCUGCAGUUUUGUUUCUUUUUGCUCUAGUGAUGUUCAUAUGUUGUUUAAAGAAGCGACGCGCAAAAGGCAGUGGCGUGCUGAAAGUGAAGGCCCCAAGUAGUGAGAAAGCUGAGAAGCCUAAGGACUUUGGAAGUGGAGUACAUGACGCAGAGAAGAACAAGCUGUUCUUCUUUCCCGGCUGCUCUUACAGUUUUGAUCUUGAGGAUCUACUGAGGGCAUCGGCGGAAAUUCUCGGUAAGGGAAAUAAUGGAACAACCUAUAAGGCUGUUUUGGAUGAAGGAUCUACAACAGUGGUGGUGAAAAGGCUAAAGGAAAUACUGGUCGGUAAGAAGGAAUUCGAACAGCAGAUGGAGAUUGUGGGAAGGGUUGGACAGCACCAAAAUGUUGCCCCACUUCGCGCCUAUUACUAUUCAAAGGAUGAGAAGCUUUUAGUUUACAAUUACAUGCCAGUCGGUAGCUUGUUUACUCGCUUACAUGGGUUCAGAGGCGCAGAAAGUACUCCUCUAAACUGGGAUUUGAGAGUUAAGAUCUCGCUUGGAGCAGCCAAAGGAAUUGCCCACAUUCACUCUGAAGGUGGUCCCAAAUGCAUCCAUGGCAACAUCAAGUCAUCAAAUGUCCUCCUAAGCCAAGACCUUGAGGCCUGCAUUACAGACUUUGGCCUGGCUCAAAUAGUGAACUUCCCUCCAAUCAUUUCUCGAAUCCUUGGAUACCGUGCUCCUGAGGCAAUCGACACACGCAAGCUCACUCAAAAGUCGGAUGUUUACAGCUUCGGCGUCCUCCUGCUCGAAAUGCUGACAGGGAAAAUCCCAAUCCGGUAUCCCGGGCACAACGAGGUGGUUGAUCUCCCGAGAUGGGUACGGUCUGUUGUGCGUGAGGAAUGGACAUCUGAGGUGUUUGAUGUGGAGAUUUUGAGACAAACUUACGUUGAGGAAGAGAUGGUUCAGAUGUUGCAGAUAGCCCUGGCUUGUGUGUCCAAGGUGCCAGACUCACGUCCCAACAUGGAAGAAGUUGUCAAGAUGAUCGAGGAUGUGAGACCGCCGCAGACCAAAACGAGGCCUUCCUCUGAAUCUGAUUACUCUAAUGUUCAAACCCCAUGAACGCUUUGGAAUUUGCUCUAUCUUUUUUUUUUUUUUUAAUUUUUUCUCCCCUCUCAAUGGUAUCAAUGUAGUAGCUGCUAAUUCUGGAUAAGAUCUGUUAUCCCUACCUUUGUCAAUAAUUUGCUCAUAUGCAUUCUUGGCGAGCCAUUUUCAGGCAACUUA
Morus notabilis is the source of this 2302-nucleotide messenger RNA. Its product is annotated as probable inactive receptor kinase At5g58300. Gene Ontology annotation, biological process: protein phosphorylation. The record is from RefSeq and is a predicted model, not a curated record. The coding region runs from base 218 to 2140 and encodes 640 amino acids. The transcript is spliced from 2 exons. Lineage: Eukaryota; Viridiplantae; Streptophyta; Magnoliopsida; Rosales; Moraceae. Gene Ontology annotation, molecular function: protein kinase activity; ATP binding; protein binding.